CCCUGCUCCAUCUCCAGCUCCGGCUCCGCUCCGUGCGCGGCUCCCGGGGGGUCCCGGCCCAUGGAGGGGCUCUGAGCCCCCUCCCCAUCCCCAGCACCAUGUUCGGGGGGGGUCUCCUCCUGCUCUGCCUGCUCCGCGGGGCGCUGGGCGCAGGACGCCCCCCCGGGAGCGAGGCUGGGGACACAACCGAGGGGACACGAAUCAGCCAGGACCUGGGGGGUGGCAGCCUGGCCAUCGACACCCUGCCGGCCAACGGGACCCGCGUCGUGGAGGACAAUCACAGCUAUUACGUGUCGCGGAUCUACGGCCCGGGGGACGCGCGGGGCCGCGGGCUCUGGCUGGAGCUGGCGGCGGCCAGCGGGAACCAGGCGAAGAUCCACGGGAUCCUGUCCAACACGCACCGGCAGGCCUCGAGAAUUGUUCUGUCCUUUGACUUCCCCUUCUACGGCCACCCCCUGCGGCAGGUGACCAUCGCCACGGGCGGUUUUAUCUUCGUGGGGGACGUCAUCCACCGCAUGCUGACGGCCACGCAGUACAUCGCCCCGCUGAUGGCCAACUUCAACCCCAGCUACUCCCCAAACUCCACCGUGCAGUACCUGGACAAUGGGACCGUGUUUGUGGUGCAGUGGGACCAGGUUUAUCUGCAGGGAAAGGAGGAUUUGGGCAGUUUCACCUUCCAGGCCGCCCUGCACCGCAGCGGCAGGAUCGUCUUUGGCUACAAGGAGGUGCCGGUGCCGGUGCAGCAGAUCGGUGGCAGCCAGCACCCGGUGAAGGCCGGGCUGUCCGACGCCUUCCUGGUGCUCAACCCCAACCCCGACGUGCCCGAAUCCCGGCGCAGGACGAUCUAUGAGUAUCACCGAGUGGAGUUGGACACCAGCAGCAUCACCAGCCUGUCUGCUGUGGAGUUCACCCCUCUGCCCACCUGCCUGCAGCACCAGAGCUGUGAGAUGUGCGAGAGCUCGGGGCUGAGCUUCAACUGCAGCUGGUGCCACGUCCUGCAGAGGUGCUCCAGUGGCUUUGACAGGCACAGGGAGGAGUGGCUGAGCUACGGCUGUGCCCAGCCCGAUCACCGGACCUGCGCGGAUCUCGCGGAUGUUGACGCCUCCCCCGCGCCCCCCGGGGUCCCCUCCCCCACGGGCUCGCUCGUCCUCGGCAGCACCGAAGAUGACACGAAGCUGAAGCAGUUUGCAGCAGAGGGCACAGGGAGCAGCCUCCCCUCCCGGGGCACCCCGGUCCCCACAGGUACCGUGGUGGCCGUCGUGGUGGCCGUGCUGUUCCUGGCCGGGCUCAUCCUGGCCGGGAUCUACAUCAGCGGCCACCCCACGUCUGCUGCUGCCCUGUUCUUCCUUGAGCGCCGGCCGCUCCGCUGGCCCGCCAUGAAAUUCCGCAACCACCCCAACCACGCCUCGUACGCCGAGGUGGAGGCGGCCAGCCAGGAAAAGGAGGGGUUUGUGGAGGCUGAGCAGUGCUGAGCACUUCUCCUGAGGAAAUCCCAGAGGAAUCCCGAGGAAAUCCCAAAGGAAUCAUGAGGAAUCACAAGGAAUCUUGAGGAAUCCCAAAAAAUCCCGAGGAAAUCCUGAGGAUUUACAAGGAAAACCCAAGGAAUCCCAAGGAAAUCUCAAGGAAUCCCAAAAAAUAGUGAGGAAUUCUGAGAAAAUCCCAAAGAAUCUCAAGGAAUCCCAAGGAAAGUCCAAGGAAUUACAAGGAAAUCCUGAGGAAUCCUGAGGAAUCUCAAGGAAAUCCCAAGGAAUCCCAAGUAAUCCCAAAAAAUCAUGAGAAAUUCUGAGGAAAUCCCAAAGAAUCUCAAGGAAUCCUGAGGAAUCCCAAGGAAUCUCAAGGAAUUACUAGGCAAUCCCAAGGAAAUCCCAAGGAAAUCUCAAGGAAAUCUCAAGGAAUCCCAAGGAAAUCUCAAGGAAUCCCAAAAAAUCGUGAGGAAUUCUGAGGAAAUCCCAAAGAAUCUCAAGGAAUUCCAAGGAUAUCCCAAAGAAUCUCAAGGAAUCCCAAGGAAAGACCAAGGAAUUACAAGGAAAUCCUGAGGAAUCCUGAGGAAUCUCAAGGAAAUCCCAAGGAAUCCCAAAAAAUCGUGAGGAAUUCUGAGGAAAUCCCAAAGAAUCACAAGGAAUUCCAAAAAAUUGUGAGGAAUCUUGAGGAAAUCCCAAAGAAUCUCAAGGAAUUACAAGGAAAUUCCAAAGAAUCUCAAGGAAUCCCGAGGAAUCCCAAAGAAUCCCAAGGAAAACUCAAGGAAAUCUCAAAGGAAUCCUGAGGAAAUUCCAAAGGAAUCCUGAGGAAUCCCAAGGAAAUCUCAAGCAAUCUAGAGGAAAUCCCAAGGAAUCCCAAAGAAAUCCCAAAGAAUCUCAAGGAAUCUGGAGGAAAUCCCAAGGAAUCCCAAAGAAUCUCAAGGAAUCCCAAAGAAUCUCAAGGAAUUACAAGGAAAUCUCAAGGAAAUCCCAAAGAAUCUCAAGGAAAUCCCAAAGGAAUCUCAAGGAAUCCUGAGAAAUCCCAAAGAAUCUCAAGGAAUCCCAAGGAAAUCCCAAAGAAUCCCAAGGAAAUCCCAAAGAAUCUCAA
This is a messenger RNA of Catharus ustulatus (Swainson's thrush), 2565 nucleotides long. It is a transcript of the gene PLXDC1, whose product is annotated as plexin domain containing 1. The transcript is spliced from 14 exons. The coding region runs from base 99 to 1472 and encodes 457 amino acids. The record is from RefSeq and is a predicted model, not a curated record. NCBI's taxonomy places the organism in Eukaryota, Metazoa, Chordata, Aves, Passeriformes, Turdidae.